UACCAGACCACUGAGGGAGGACCCAGCAAGGAUGAAGAAAGGGGCAAGCCUGGACUUGGGGGGGUCUGAGGACCCUCUCCCAGAAGAUACCUGCCCGGACCUCUUGGAGGGAGAGUCGAGUGCCAGGCCACCUCUGGCCAAACCCCACAUAUUCUCCACAUCCAAGAGCCGCAGCCGGCUCUUUGGGAAGGGUGACUCUGAGGAGGCGUCCCCUAUGGAUUGCUCCUAUGAGGAAGGCGAGCUAGGUCUCUGCCCGGCCAUCACCAUCAGCUCUGUGGUCAUUGUCCAGAGGUCUGGCGAUGGCCCCACCUGUACGAGGCAGCUGUCCCAGGACUCGGUCACUGCUGGUGGUGGUGCUGCCGAGAGGCCCCACAAGCUGUAUGACCGCAGGCGGAUCUUCGAGGCCGUGGCCCAGAACAACUGCCAGGAGCUGGAGAGCCUGCUCUGCUUCCUGCAGAGGAGCAAGAAGCGCCUCACCGACAGCGAGUUCAAAGACCCGGAGACUGGGAAGACCUGUCUGCUGAAAGCCAUGCUCAACCUGCACGGUGGGCAGAACGACACUAUCCCGCUGCUCCUAGAGAUCGCCCGGCAGACCGAUAGUCUGAAGGAUUUCGUCAAUGCCAGCUACACCGACAGCUACUACAAGGGCCAGACGGCAUUGCACAUCGCCAUUGAGAGGCGGAACAUGGCCCUGGUGACCCUACUGGUGGAGAACGGAGCAGACGUGCAGGCUGCGGCCAAUGGAGACUUCUUCAAGAAGACUAAGGGGCGGCCUGGCUUCUACUUUGGUGAGCUACCCCUGUCCCUGGCAGCUUGCACCAACCAGCUGGCCAUCGUCAAGUUCCUGCUGCAGAACUCCUGGCAGCCGGCGGACAUCAGUGCCAGGGACUCAGUGGGCAACACAGUGCUACAUGCCCUGGUGGAGGUAGCUGACAACACGGCUGACAAUACUAAGUUCGUGACGAGUAUGUAUAACGAGAUCCUCAUCCUGGGGGCCAAGCUGCACCCCACGUUGAAGCUGGAGGAACUCACCAACAAGAAAGGGCUGACGCCACUGGCCCUGGCCGCGGGGAGCGGAAAGAUUGGGGUCUUGGCCUACAUUCUGCAGCGGGAGAUCCUGGAGCCCGAGUGCCGACACCUGUCCCGGAAGUUCACCGAGUGGGCCUAUGGGCCCGUCCACUCCUCACUCUAUGACUUGUCCUGCAUUGACACUUGUGAGAAGAACUCAGUGCUGGAGGUGAUCGCCUACAGUAGCAGUGAGACCCCUAAUCGCCAUGACAUGCUCUUGGUGGAGCCACUGAACCGGCUGCUGCAGGACAAGUGGGACAGAUUCGUCAAGCGCAUCUUCUACUUCAAUUUCUUUGUCUACUGCCUGUACAUGAUCAUCUUCACCACGGCCGCCUACUACAGGCCCGUGGAUGGCCUGCCUCCGUAUAAGCUGAAGAACAUCCCGGGAGACUAUUUCCGAGCUGUUGGUGAGAUUCUGUCUGUAGCCGGGGGCGUCUACUUUUUUAUCCGAGGGAUCCAGUAUUUCCUGCAGAGGCGGCCGUCCAUGAAGGCCCUGUUUGUGGACAGCUACAGCGAGAUGCUUUUCUUUGUGCAGGCCCUGUUCAUGCUGGCCACCGUGGUGCUGUACUUCAGCCACCGCAAGGAAUAUGUGGCUUCCAUGGUGUUCUCCCUGGCCCUGGGCUGGAUCAACAUGCUCUACUACACCCGUGGCUUCCAGCAGAUGGGCAUCUACGCCGUCAUGAUUGAGAAGAUGAUCCUGAGGGACCUGUGUCGUUUCAUGUUCGUCUAUCUCGUGUUCUUGUUCGGUUUCUCUACAGCGGUGGUGACACUGAUCGAGGACGGCAAGAACAGCUCCGCCUCGGCCGAGUCCACCUCGCACAGGUGGCGGGGGUUUGGCUGCCGGUCACCGGACAGCUCCUACAACAGCCUGUACUCCACGUGUCUGGAGCUGUUCAAGUUCACCAUCGGCAUGGGUGACCUGGAGUUCACCGAGAACUACGACUUCAAGGCUGUCUUCAUCAUCCUGCUGCUGGCCUAUGUGAUUCUCACCUACAUCCUCCUGCUCAACAUGCUCAUUGCACUCAUGGGCGAGACGGUCAACAAGAUUGCACAGGAGAGCAAGAACAUCUGGAAGCUGCAGAGAGCCAUCACCAUCCUGGACACAGAGAAGAGCUUCCUGAAGUGCAUGAGGAAGGCCUUCCGCUCAGGCAAGCUGCUGCAGGUGGGCUACACCCCCGACGGCAAGGACGACUACAGGUGGUGCUUCAGGGUGGAUGAGGUGAACUGGACCACGUGGAACACCAACGUAGGCAUCAUCAACGAGGACCCGGGCAACUGUGAAGGCGUCAAGCGCACCCUGAGCUUCUCCCUGCGGUCAGGCAGAGUUUCAGGGAGAAACUGGAAGAACUUCACCCUGGUUCCCCUCCUAAGGGACACCAGUACCCGAGAUCGGCACCCUGCCCCGCCUGAGGAUGUCCACCUGAGGCCCUUCGUGGGGCCCCUGAAGCCAGAGGAUGCUGAGGUCUUCAAGGUCUCCGUGGCUUCAGCAGAGAAAUGA
This is a messenger RNA of Ochotona curzoniae (black-lipped pika), 2566 nucleotides long. RefSeq names its product transient receptor potential cation channel subfamily V member 1 (gene TRPV1). The transcript is spliced from 15 exons. The coding region runs from base 32 to 2566 and encodes 844 amino acids. The record is from RefSeq and is a predicted model, not a curated record. Gene Ontology annotation, cellular component: membrane. NCBI's taxonomy places the organism in Eukaryota, Metazoa, Chordata, Mammalia, Lagomorpha, Ochotonidae. Gene Ontology annotation, molecular function: calcium channel activity; protein binding. Gene Ontology annotation, biological process: calcium ion import across plasma membrane.